AAUGUCAUUUAUUUGUUAGAUCAACAUUAGAAAUGAAAAAUUAUAUUUAAAACUAAAUUAGAUAAUGAGGUGUUAGAAGAUAUUGGGUCGAUAACAUUUACAAAAAUAUAUUAAUAAUACAUUUCUGCAUGGUGUUAUAAACCCAGAGUGAAAAGUUUGGAUUAAGAUGCCCUUCCCGUGUGUUGACGGAUAUUUCUAAGAAUAUUUUCUAGGAUCUGAAUAUAAAUAGAUAAAAGUUACAGACCGAUUGUUAAAACAAGCUUUUAAGAAGAAGGUUUUAGAACGCCUAUUAAAAUGGCGGACCGUACAAAAGGGCUUUUUUUUAAACAAUUAAAGGCGAUGCUUAAACGGAAUAUAAUAUUAAAGAAAAGACAAAAACGAAAAACCAUUACUGAAAUAUUGAUGCCCAUUUUCUAUCUACUUAUUUCAUUGUAAUCAAACUAGCUUUGCCAGAUCCAAAUAUGAAGGCAAUAAAGACUCCAAAAGGAGAGGAAAAUCUAUUUAGAUUUUUUAACGGGUCCGAAACAGCUCAUAAAAUAGCGUAUGCACCAAAUAAAUCAAGUGUUGUAAAUUUUGUCCGUGAAAUUCAGGAAACUUGGAAGUCUGUUAAUUCGAAAUCCAACUUAGACUGGAUCGAGUUUAAAACAGAGAAAGAUGUCCAGACUGCUUAUAAUCGAGAUCCCAAAUUUGUACCCUUAGCAGUUAUUUUUGAUAGCGCGUCUGAUCCUAAUCAAGGACAACAAUUAAAAUACCAGAUUCGUACAAAUCCCGAUUAUGUUCUUACUCCUUCCUCUUCAGAUCAUACCUUGGGCUUGGUGAGUUGUAGAGGUGACCCAAAAGAAAAUUCAAAAUUGGAAGAUGGAAGUACUUGCAUAAGUAAUACAUACUACUUCUCUGGAUUUUUGGCUCUUCAAACUUUAAUAGAUUAUACCAAAUUACGCCUUGAGAAGGUAAAAACUAACAUACCAGACAUAGCUUUGGAAAUAUUUCCAAAAGCGGCGGAAGUAGGUAGUUGGUCAAUACUCCUUCGUAUUUUAAUUCCAUUCUAUAUGAUAAUAGCUCUUUCGCAAUUCAUUACUUAUCUUAUGAUAUUAAUAGUUGGAGAAAAGGAGAAAAAAAUAAGGGAAGGAAUGAAACUAAUGGGACUUAUGGACUCAGUGUACUGGUUAUCGUGGUUUAUCAUCUACGCAAUUUUUGUAAUAUUUAUAUCUAUAAUAUGCAUUUUACUGCUAUAUUAUUUGAAAGCAUUUACUUACUCAAACCACAUACUGAUCUUCAUCUUAAUUGUACUUUAUGGUUUUUCGCUUAUCAUGUUUGCAUUUAUGAUAACACCAUUUUUCGACAAAGCAAAGACCGCUGGAGCAGUAAGUGCUUUCAUUGUCCCAUUAUCAGGUGUAUUUUAUUAUCUUCAGAUAUUUGUCUCUAGUAAAAAUCCUCAAUAUUUAUGGGCAGUUUCUCUUAAAAGUCCGGCUGGAUUUGGUAUAGCUAUUGACAAAGUAACAAUGUUAGACAUUCAAGGAUUAGGUAUAACCUGGAGUAACUUAUGGGAUGAUUAUGGUUCGGGACUGGCUUUUGGGAUCAGUAUUAUAAUCUUAUUAGUCGAUAUAGUAUUGUAUGGGGUAUUGGCUUAUUAUUUUGACAACGUAUUUCCAAGUGAAUACGGUGUACAAAGGUCACCACUAUUCUGUUUAAUGCCAUCUUUUUGGAUAUCUAAACGUAGUCAGAUGCCUUCAGAAACUCCUUCAGAUAAUGAAGACAUAGAACCUGUACCAAGAAACAUGCAAAAUAAAGAAGCUAUCAGAAUUAUUGACUUAAGUAAACGUUUUUGGAAAUUUCGAAAACCAACUGUAGUAGCACUAAAUGGCAUAAAUUUGUCGAUAUAUGAAGGCCAAAUUACAGCAAUUUUGGGCCACAACGGAGCUGGAAAAACUACAUUGUUUAAUAUUUUGACAGGGUUGUCCUCACCAUCUAGUGGAACAGCUUUUACUUUUGGACUGGAUAUUAGGAACUCAAAAAAUAUGAAUAAAAUUAGGAAAAUGACAGGAAUUUGUCCUCAGCAUGAUAUUCUAUUUGAUAAUCUAACUACAAGAGAACAUCUAGAAUUCUUUGCUAAAAUAAAGGGAAUAUCGGAUAUAAAAGCUGCUGUUAAUAGGACGAUAAGACAAAUAGAUUUAGUUGAUAAAAUUGAUACGAAAAGCAAGUUUUUAAGUGGAGGACAAAAACGAAAACUAUCAGUUGGUAUUGCUCUAAUUGGUGACCCAAAGAUUAUAAUACUUGAUGAACCAACUUCCGGCGUCGAUCCUUAUUCAAGGAGACACUUGUGGAAUGUUUUGCAGGGACUAAGAAGCAAUAAAGUGAUAUUGCUAACUACACAUUUUAUGGACGAAGCUGAUAUAUUAGCUGAUCGAAAAGCAGUAAUCUCCAAAGGUAAAGUGAGAUGUUGUGGAAGUUCAUUAUUUUGAAAAAUAAAUUUGGUGUCGGCUAUCACUUGACUUUAGUCCUUGAAACUGUGGCCAGGGAAGAUUCUAUAACUCAGUUAGUUACGCGAUACAUCAGAACUGCAAAAAAGGACAGAAGACAUGGAAGAGAAUUAAGUUAUAUAUUGCCACAUAAUACAGUAGACAACUUUUCCUCACUAUUUACAGCCAUAGAAAAUGAGAUUAGUAGUAGGUCCAAUUUAGGUAUUGCUAGCUAUGGUGUUUCAAUGACAACUUUAGAAGAAGUUUUUCUUCGUUUACAAAAGGAAGAACAAGAAGCUGAAAAUGUGCCAGACUCAGACGGUAGGACAGAAUCUAGAAAUAUUGGUGCACAACCAGAAAUAACAAGAUCUAAGCAAUUGCAAAGUAGCUCUGAUGCACGCACUCCCGAAAAUGAAGCACUUACUGAACGUAUUAGUACAUUGGAAACAGUUCGUUGUACUCCCAGUACCAUGCAAAACAUAAAAACAUUGAUAGUCCUACGAAUAUUAAGGCUACGCCGUGAUUGGUCGAAGUUGAUUAUGGUACUCGUAGUCCCAAAUUUCAUUGCAGGCUUCGCAGUGAGCCUUAUCAGGGAUACUGAUAUACAAAAUAUAAAUAUUCCAAAAUCUGAACCGAUACAGUUAAACAUCCAUAUGUACAAUUUUCAGAAUAUUAGUGUCUAUAAUGAAGACAACUCGGAAUACUUUACUAAAUUCAAGGAUCAGUUAGAGAAAUUGGUAGUUUUAGAUACAUACAAUGGAAAGUUUAGUUCAUUGUUAGACAUUGCUCCACAUUUAGCAGCUUUUAAUUUUAAAAGUUUUAGUUCCACUUCCCAAAGUAUAGCUGUACUAUAUAAUGAUACCUAUGUACAUAACCUGCCAAUUUUGGUUAAUCUUAUAAGUAAUGCUUUUUAUAGGACGGUCACGCCAUUGGCAGAAAUUUCGGUAAGCGCACACCCUUUUGUAAAUCCUGCUGGUGCUGAUCCUCCUCUAGGUUUCGGCAAUAUGAUAUUGGGAAUGAUUUUUAUAUUUGCUCCAAUAAUACUUGCGGCUGAUAUGGUGUAUGACAGGGAAAUAAAAGCAAGAAAUCAGCUAAGAGUCAACGGACUUUCUUUUAGUGUUUAUUUUAUAAGCUUCUUCGUGGUUCAAGUCGCACUGAUGGCAAUAAUAACAGCAGUUUUAAUAAUUCUUAUUUACGUUCUCAAACCACCAUCAUUAUCGUCAGGUUCAUCAAUCAUAGUAUUAACACUGUUGGUUAUUGCUUAUUGUCCCGCCUCUGUGUUGAUUUGCACUUGCAUCAGCUACAUAUUUGAUAAGGCGGAUACUGCGAUGUCAGUUAUGCCUAACUUAGCAUUGCUUUUUGGGAUUGUACCGUAUAUUCCUGUAAUGUAUUCAGACAAAAAACUGGCAUCUAUUCUACAUUAUGUAUUUACCUGUAUUGAUAUUAUGUAUGUUCCCUUUGGCAUGCUUCAUUAUAUACAAAAGGUUACUUUAAAGUGUGAAAUUGACGAUCAUUGCGAAGAACCUUCAUUCUCCAACUUCCUGAUACCGGAAAUUAUCAUAAUAUUUAUUGCACUGCUUGUUCAAAUACCUCUUUGGUUUCUCUUUCUCCUUAUGGUCGAUGUUAGUAAAAGUGGAGGACAAGUUUUAAGCAUAUUUAGAUCAAAGAAACCUCGUACAAAUAUUGAAGAUGCUAGUGAAACAGUAGGACUACAUGAAGAUCAAGAUGUGAAGAACGAGAAACAGCGAGUCAAACAAUUAAUUAGAGAUCCACGAAGUAACCGUACGGUUGUAACAGUUGACAAUUUGCGCAAGGUUUACAAAAAAGGAGAAAAAGGUCAUAUGUUUAACAAUUCAAUAUCACCUAGAGGAAAUCUAAAUGUAGCUAUAAAGUCUUUCUCAUUGGCAAUAGAUGCUAGCGAAGUAUUCGGUCUUCUUGGACACAAUGGAGCUGGAAAAACAACAGCAAUGAAAAUAAUUACAGCCGAAGAAUCACCAACUCGUGGAAGGGUACAGAUUGCUGGAAAAAACAUUGUCUCCAGUGUUAAUGCAGUAUUCCAGUUUUUGGGCUACUGUCCACAAUAUGAUGCACAAUGGAAAGACAUAACCGUUGAAGAACAUUUGGAAUUAUAUUCUCGUAUAAGAGGUGUUCCUGAUGAUUUUAUUGAACCAACAAUUGAUUUUUAUUUAACGGGUCUACAACUAAAAGAACAUAAAGACAAGAAUGCCGAAAACUGUUCUGGAGGUACCAGGAGAAAGCUCAGUUACGCAAUGGCUAUGGUUGGUAAUCCAAAAAUAGUUCUCCUUGACGAACCUAGUACUGGAAUGGAUCCGCAAAGUAAAAGGUUUUUGUGGGAUACUAUUUUAUCUAAUUUUAGGGGUUCAAAGGGAGCCAUUCUAACUACUCACUCUAUGGAAGAAGCUGACGCUUUAUGUUCUAGAAUUGGUAUUAUGGUAAAGGGAGAGCUAAGAUGCUUGGGAUCGACACAACAUCUUAAAAAUUUGUACGGAGCAGGAUAUACUUUAGAAAUUAAAUUGACAAGUGAAGGAGCUGGUGAUACAGAAGAGAAGUUUAGAGCCCUAAAAAAUUUUGUGUUCGGUCUAUUUCCCAAUGCAGUGUUACAAGACACAUUUGGCGAUAGGCUUAUAUUCAGUAUACCACAAGAUAGCGUUCGAUCUCUUGCCAGGUGUUUUAAAAGUUUAGAAAACGCCAAGCGUUCAUUAAAUAUUGAAGAAUAUAGCUUUAGUCAAACAACAUUGGAACAAGUUUUCAUAAAAUUUGCUCAAGAAGGUGAAAUGGAAGGGGAUUAAAAAGAAACUUUUACUAUAUUCUUUAAACAGUUUUCUACAUUUAUAUCUGAACUUUUCGAUGGGCAUUUAAUUUGUGAUUUUAGUUUCAUACUAGUAUUUUUAUAUUUAUUUAAACAUGUUUUAUAACUAUUUUAUUUAUUUGUAUAUUAAAUUGUUAU
Diabrotica balteata is the source of this 5427-nucleotide messenger RNA. The record is from the annotation of a GenBank genome assembly. NCBI's taxonomy places the organism in Eukaryota, Metazoa, Arthropoda, Insecta, Coleoptera, Chrysomelidae.